UACUGCAGACGUCACCGUGUGUUAGCGAUUUAGUGUCAUCUUGCUUUCGCGCGUGUUGGCUUUAUUAUACCAACAAGUGUAGUUGAUGAUUAUUUGUCAUUAUUCAAAUUUAGUCCAUGAAAAAUGAAAGCAAGAUUUACAACAAUCGAUAUCGUCGCUGCACUUGCGGAAAUCAAUCUUAGAUUGGUCGGAAUGCGAGUGAAUCAAAUUUAUGAUGUAGACCAUAAAACAUAUUUAAUCAGACUUCAUCGUUCUGAAGAAAAAGCCAUGUUGCUGUUUGAGUCAGGCAUUAGAAUUCAUACCACAGAUUUCCAAUGGCCAAAAAAUCCAGCUCCUUCAGGCUUUUCUAUGAAGCUGAGAAAACACUUGAAUAACAAGAGACUUGAAAAGGCACUACAAGUUGGUCAAGACCGAAUUAUAGAUCUUCAGUUUGGAACAGGAGAAGCUGCGUACCAUGUUAUUAUUGAGUUAUAUGAUAGAGGAAACAUUGUUUUGUGUGACUAUGAAUAUGUCAUUUUGAAUAUUCUGAGACCUCGUACAGAAGGUGAAGAUGUAAGAUUUCUUGUGAAAGAGAAAUAUCCCAUGGAAGGUACUGCUGCAGAAGAUUGUAUCACUAAUACAGAGGUGUUACAAAGCUGGUUGGUUUCAGCCAAACCUGGUGACAAUUUGAAAAAAAUUCUUGUUCCAAAGACAUCUUACGGACCGGCUCUAAUAGAACACGUGCUUUUGGAAUUUGGCUUUCCGUCGAAUAGCCGAAUUGGAACGCAGUUCGAUGUUACACGAGACCUUCCUAAGCUGCAUUUGGCGUUAAAGUCUGCUGACACUAUAAUGCAAAAUAUAGGAAACAUUUCCAAGGGGAUCGUUAUUCAGAAGCGUGAAAGCAGGCCAUGCCCUUCAGGAGAAACUCAAGAUUUUUACACUAACCAAGAGUUUCACCCCAUGUUAUACAAGCAGCAUGAAUCACACCCAUUUCUUGAGUUGCCUAGCUUUAAUCAAGCAGUUGAUGAGUUCUUUUCGAAAAUGGAAAGCCAAAAGCUGGAUCUAAAGGCAGUACAACAGGAACGAGAGGCAAUGAAAAAACUUGCAAACAUUCGUCAGGAUCAUGAAAAGCGACUAGCUAAUCUUCAUCAGGUUCAGGAAAUCGAUGAACGCAAAGCAAGAUUAAUAGAGAUGAACCAGCCGUUGAUUGACCACGCGAUUCAGGUUGUUCGAUCUGCAUUGGCCAAUCAGGUACCAUGGAAAGAAAUUGAAGAACUGGUUAGCGAAGCAACUCGUAAAGACGAUCCUGUUGCCAAAAUUAUUAAGAAACUGAAGCUAUCCACGAACCACAUCACUCUUUUGUUGAGCCAUCCGUAUGCAGAAGAAGAUUCCGAUUCUAAUUCUAAUGAAUCGAACAAACCACAACUGGUGGACAUUGAUUUGGAUUUGACAGCUUUUGCUAAUGCUCGCAAAUACUUUGGCGACAAGAAAAAUGCAUCUAAAAAAGAACAAAAGACAAUUGAAUCAUCUCACAAAGCUUUCAAAUCUGCUGAAAAGAAAGCGAAACAAACUUUGAAAGAAUCAGCAACCAUCGCUACUAUUCGAAAGGCUCGCAAAGUUCUUUGGUUUGAAAAAUUUUACUGGUUUAUUAGUUCAGAUAAUUACCUCGUGGUUGGAGGACGCGAUCGUCAGCAAAAUGAACUUUUAGUCAAACGCUACCUGAAAGCCGGAGAUGUUUACGUUCAUGCCGACUUGCACGGAGCAUCGAGUAUCAUUGUCAAAAACUUUUCAUCAUCCAAUCGUAUCCCACCGCGUACUCUGCAAGAAGCAGGACUGAUGGCAGUUGGUUACAGCGCUGCAUGGGAGGCAAAAGUGAUGACUACCGCAUGGUGGGUUGAGAGCACCCAAGUAAGCAAGACUGCUCCCUCGGGAGAAUAUUUAACAACUGGCUCUUUCAUGAUUAGAGGGAAGAAAAAUUUUCUUCCCCCUCUACCUAUUGUUCUCGGAUUCGGACUUCUUUUUCGACUGGAGGAAGGCAGUAUUGGAAGACAUUUGAAUGACCGCAAACCCAAAGCGCUAGAUGACGAAGCACUUGUUCUUGACACGGAAUUAGCGGACGAACAUGUAACUUGCUCAAGUGACAGUGAAAGUGAUCAAGAUGAAAAAAAGGAUUAUGAAAGAUCCGUCGAAGAAGCUCGUGCCCUACUAGGCUUGUCGCACGUUACCAACGAAGAGGAGUUGGCUUUCCCUGAUACCAUUGUCCCCAUGAGCACGGCAUCUUCAGUUAACCAGAAGACAGUGAAAAUUUUAAACGAAGAGGAAUCAUAUACGAUUAUCGGAGAUGUACCAACUGUUAAUAAAGCUCAAUGGGACGGAAAAGGAAAAGAGGAAUCAGGCAAACCAAAUCAGCUCUCAAAGAAAGUAUUAGACUCGGGUGAUCAAGAGAAGGAGGAACAGAAAAGCCAACAGUCUUCCACAAAGCGAGGUCAGAAGGGUAAAAUAAAAAAAAUGAAAGAAAAAUAUAAGGAUCAAGACGAAGACGAACGGCAACUAAAAAUGGAACUUCUGCAGUCUGCGGGUCCGGCAAGAGACAAGGGAAAGAAUAAAAACAAAAAGAAAGGAGGCAAGAACACAGAAGCUAAGAAACAAGUUACGUCCAAAGCUACUGUUACACGCCUGCAAAAAGAAGCAGUUACUGAAGAGGCAUAUCCCGUAACAAGCGAACAACAGACUCAGCAAUCAACUGUGUUGACGGCGGAACAAGUUAAAAAUGAUGAAAAUGCUGAAGGAGAUGUGGUAGAGGAUGAUGUUGAUCAGCCCGCUAUCACAGAUACUGAUAUUUUGAAUGCGUUGACGGGAAUUCCACAUUCAGAGGAUGAAUUGCUUUAUGUCAUCCCAGUUGUUGCACCAUAUUCAACUUUAAUGCCAUACAAGUUCAAAGUAAAAAUUUUACCAGGACAAACUAAACGAGGAAAGGCUUCCAAGACCGCAAUGUCUGUUUUCUUGUUGGAUAAAACUGCGAGUAGCAGAGAGAGAGACCUAAUUAAGAGCUUGAAAGAUCAAGAUGUUGGGCGUAAUUUCCCUGGACGAGUGAAAUUGGCCGUGCCACAAUCUCUAAAACCGAAAAAAUGAAUGGCAUGCAAGCUAGGCGUGUUUACACAGAAUCUAAGUUCCAUAAAAUAAACAUAUGCCAUGCAAUUGA
This is a messenger RNA of Daphnia carinata, 3181 nucleotides long. RefSeq names its product ribosome quality control complex subunit NEMF-like (gene Clbn). Gene Ontology annotation, cellular component: RQC complex. The record is from RefSeq and is a predicted model, not a curated record. NCBI's taxonomy places the organism in Eukaryota, Metazoa, Arthropoda, Branchiopoda, Diplostraca, Daphniidae. Bases 124 to 3111 code for a protein of 995 amino acids. Gene Ontology annotation, biological process: ribosome-associated ubiquitin-dependent protein catabolic process; rescue of stalled cytosolic ribosome. Gene Ontology annotation, molecular function: tRNA binding; ribosomal large subunit binding. The transcript has 15 exons.